Molecule: messenger RNA, 1719 nt
Organism: Epithele typhae
Lineage: Eukaryota; Fungi; Basidiomycota; Agaricomycetes; Polyporales; Epitheliaceae
Exons: 2
Coding region: 1-1719 (572 amino acids)
Molecular function (GO): protein binding
Source: RefSeq, a predicted model, not a curated record
AUGGUUUUCGCCUCUCUCCUCUCGUUGAACGAUGAUGUUCUGUUCGAGAUCUUCUCCCUCCUGGAUUCCAAAGAGGCGCUUGCGAUGGCGUACGCCUCUAAACGCGCUUAUCAACUUGCCAUCUCCCACGUCUUCACCAGUCUGCACUGGAGCAGAGACAUGUACGGGUUUGUGCCCGAAAACGAUUCCUCUGAGGCCUAUGCCAUGUGGGAGUACAUGCGCGCACCAGAGGCGCUUUCUCAGGUCCCUCGCGUCCAGCACCUCCACCACUUCGUCACGGAGUUCUUUCAACUAGUCGACGUGCCACUUCUGCACCAACUUCUCAGCCACGCCUCCAACCUUCGCACCAUCGAGCUCUGGAACUUCGAGUCCUUCGUCGAAGAAGACAAAGAAAGUCUCACUCGAGCCAUCGGCGUAAUGCGCUACCUCAAGCAAGCGCGUCUGGUAUCUAUCGCCUUUGAGACGAUCUUUCUUCUGCCAACCAUGUUUUCAAGCUCGAACAUUGCAUCAUUACACCUCGAUUUGGCUGACUCUUACGACGAACCAAAUCACACACCCGAGCUUGCGGCACUCAUAUCCGUCCUUGGCUCCCUCCCGAGCAUACACACUUUUACAGUCGACUUCAACCGUGUCCCCGUGCUACCGAACGCCUUCAGAACACCCGAUGGAAGCCUUCCCUCGAUCCACCACCUCUCCCUCAUAUGCUCCUCAGCGGUGGCCGCAACUUUCGUGACGCUGUGCCCCAAUCUCCUCACAUUGUCGCUAUGGCUAUAUGGCGAGAACCCGAUAUUCUCUCUGGGGGACGAUGACCGGUGGCCUACUGACCUCAAGGAGCUCAUUAUUCGAUCGCAUGCUGUAGUCGCCACAGACACCACCCGACGCAUGGGGCACGUCGACUCUGUAUCGUUAGGGUGCGAUAUGGCGUCACUAUCCGGCCCAGAGGUCCUCGACUUGCUCCCGCUGCUCGAAGCAACCCGACCCUUCGCUCUCAAACUGCAGAUGGAUCCCGUCCUGACCGAACCGGAGCACGUAUGGAAAUCCUUGAGCGGCGCGGCGCCUCACCUCCGCUCUCUCGAGGUCACAGCAGAAAUGUGCAACGUGCGGGACUACGUGGUAUGUCCGCCCGUCCUUCAUUUCCGCGCCCACGCCAACCCUCCCGCGCCGCACGACCAGGACCCGCUGCUGCCCGCGCUGCAUGCUUCGUCGCUCGCCCACCUCACCCUCCACUUCCCGCCCGCGCACCCAUGUUCGAUGGCCGAGGUCGACUACCGGCGCGCGGCGGAGGUCCGCCGCGUCGAGGCACUCCUCCCGCUCCCCCAGCAACUUGUCGCGGCCGCCGCGUCGCUCCGGCUCGUCGCGCUGCGUUGCUGCCGGCCCGGAUCGAGAAGCUUCGACAACCUGCAGGAAUGCGCGGACCGCGUGCCGACCCUAUUCGAACACUUCGCGGCGAAGCACGCACGCGAGGACGAGGACGAGCGGCGGUGGGGCUCGACGAGUGAGUUCGUGCGUCCCGCGCUGCGGAAGCUCCGGGAGCUUCGGGAGGACGUCCCGCGCGACGAGCGGUGGUGGUGGGUCGAGGGCGAGGGCGCGGCGCGCAGACCGGUGGAGAUCUGGCGGGAGGACGGCGAGCGGGCGCGGGCGCUGAUCGAACGCGCGGACUUUGACGCUGCGAGGAGUUUGGACGGGUUUUAUUCUUCGAAGUGUCGGUAUGAGCGGUAG